AUAUUAUAAUAUACGGACUCAUAUAAUUACGUGUACCGCUUUUUUUAACAGGGGAUGUGCAUACGCUCAGCAGGAUGGAGCUGAAUUCCGCGAGGUGGACAUAAGUCAGGGCCGUGUGCGUGGCUACCGCGCACCAGGGACUGAUGUGUACACUUUUUACGGCAUUCCCUACGCAACUGCUCCCACUGGGGAAGAUAAAUUUAAGGCACCUUUAUCAGCACCUAAUUGGACAGAUACAUUGGAAGCUGUAGAUAAACAUAUCGCUUGCCAACAGGACGAACUUGUUCUAAAGUAUUUUAAUGUGACGUUGACGGAUGAUUGUCUAAUAGCUAAUGUUUUAAUCCCUGAGACUGAAGAGACUAACCUUCCAGUGUUGGUUCUUGUUCAUCCGGGAGCCUUCCAAGGAGGAUAUGGAAACAUGUUGCCAGCUAUAAACUUAGUAAAUAGUAAGAGAAUUAUAGCAGUCAAUUUUAAUUUCCGUGUGGGGAUUACUGGGUUCUUAUGUCUCGGCAAUGAGGUCGCCCCGGGCAAUGCUGGUAUGAAAGAUCAAAUCGCUCUGCUGCGAUGGAUAAGAGACAAUAUCGCUAAUUUUGGUGGCAACCCGAACGAUGUUACUGUGGGUGGGUGCAGUUCUGGUGGAUCGUCGGCUGAUGCGUUGAUGUUAUCAAGACUAAGUGAUGGCCUCAUUCACAAAGUUUUGCCAGGAAGUGGUAGUAGUAUCGGAUCUUGGCCUGUUCAAUUCGAUCCUAUACAAAAUGCGAAAGACCACGCUUUGAGGCUGAAUUUUACUAAUGUCGAUGAUUUUGAGGCUCUUACAGACUUUUAUAAAACAUUGCCUUAUGAUAUAAUGUUACAAGAUUCUGAAAUUCUUUAUCUAAAAGAUUCUACAUUUUUGUUUACGAUCUGUGUAGAAAAGGAUAUAGGUCAAGAAAGAUUUCUUGAGGAUGCACCAAUUAAUAUUUUUCUUAAUAAUCAAAAUAAAAUAUUGCCCAUGUUCUUUGGAUUUGCGAGCUUAGAUGGAGCUUGGCGAUAUAAUAUGUUUAAUCAAUGGAGCGAGCUAAUGAAUGAUGGAUUUGAAGAUUUUCUUCCAGCUGUUUUAGAAUUUAAUAAUGAAACCCAAAGAUUAGAGGUGGCGGAGAUAUUGAAAGAAAUUUAUUUUUACAAUCAGUCUGUAGGUAACGAUACGUUAUUGUCAUACAUUAAUUAUUUCUCUGACGUGAUAUUCGUACAAGAUGUACUUCAAUCGGCAAAAUUGCAUGUACAAUCGGGCAAUAAAUAUGUUUAUGUGUAUGAGUAUUCUUUUAAUCGGAGUGAUAAACCGGCUGUGCCUGGCAGAGCAGAUAUUGUAGGUGCCGCACACUGUGCCCAAUCAGACGCUGUCUUAGAUGAAGGAGAUGAGACUGUUUUGCCAGAAGAUUAUCGAGCAAUGAAAGAAAUAAUGCGAGAAUUGUGGCUUAAUUUUAUUAUUUAUGGGAAUCCGACUCCGACGAAUGGUGACAGCACGCUGCCGACUUGGCCGCCUUUCCAACUGUAUACUUUGCCUUACUAUUCACUGGGACAAACUAUCAACGUCGCCUAUGGUAUACCUGUUGUAUUCCGAACGCUAUUAUGGGACUGGUUAUAUAAGAACUUCUCUCGUACGCCUAUUGCGCCAAGCGAUGCAGAUAUUGUUUAG
This is a messenger RNA of Diatraea saccharalis (sugarcane borer), 1675 nucleotides long. Lineage: Eukaryota; Metazoa; Arthropoda; Insecta; Lepidoptera; Crambidae. The record is from the annotation of a GenBank genome assembly.